Catharus ustulatus (Swainson's thrush) is the source of this 3380-nucleotide messenger RNA. It is a transcript of the gene SLC39A14, whose product is annotated as solute carrier family 39 member 14. The record is from RefSeq and is a predicted model, not a curated record. Gene Ontology annotation, cellular component: membrane. Gene Ontology annotation, biological process: zinc ion import across plasma membrane; intracellular zinc ion homeostasis. The transcript is spliced from 9 exons. Bases 1913 to 3373 code for a protein of 486 amino acids. Gene Ontology annotation, molecular function: zinc ion transmembrane transporter activity. Lineage: Eukaryota; Metazoa; Chordata; Aves; Passeriformes; Turdidae.
UUGCCGGGUUCUUAUUCCCGGGCUCUGAUUCCCGAGUUCUUAUUCCCGGGUUUUUAUUCCCCGGUUCUCAUUCCCGGUUCUUAUUCCCGGUUCUCAUUCCCGGGUUCUCAUUCCCGGUUCUCGUUCCCGGGUUUUAUUCCCGGCGUCACCUCCCCGUUCGGAGCGGGGGGGACACGCGUGGAUCGCGUUCGGGAUCCGGGAUCUGUGUUGAGCGAAGCCCAGCCCAGGGAAGGCUUUGCCCGGCCCGGCCAGCUGCGUUGUGCUGUCGUGGCUCUCGGGCAUCGCUCCCGGGCUCGUCCCUCCCCGGGCAGCGUUUGUGCCCCGUUCCGAGCCGUGCUAAACCGGGUCAGGCGCUGGCUGCGGGCUCCGGGAGCGCAUCCCGGGGCAGGGACGCCCUUGAAGGUAGCGGUGAAGGAGCCGAGGGGCUCGGGGGGGUCACAGCUGGAGCUGGGUUUGUCCAGAUGUUCUUUGGUGUUUGUCCCGGGAUGCUGGGCUGGGUGUGCUCGGCAUCCUCCUGCCUUGCCCCGGGAUGUCUCAUUUUGGGUUCUUCUCCUCGGCAGGGGCGGCUCCUCCAGCUCGUUUUGCCCUAAAACGGAGCGAGCCCGAGCGGCUCUGCCCGCUCAGCCCUUCUGCCUUUCCUGUGGCAGCAGGGGCAAGGUCGAGCUCCGCUUUUGCACCUUGGGUGGAUCCGGCUCAGCCCGGCUUUGGGAGAAACCCCCGGCGGGGAUUUUGGCAGCGGACAAAAGCGGAUUUUUGAGCCAGGAUCGGUGUGCAGGGAGGGGAGAUGGGGAGCACUGGGCUGGGAAGGGCAGCCCAGGGACGUGAGGCCGGCCAGGACAAACCUUUGGCACGCUGGGCUGUGUGCCAGCACCUGGGGGUGUCACUGGCCAGCCCAGGAGGACCCACCCGGGAGGGUGGAUUGGGAUAAGGAAGGGUCAGGGGGUGCUGAAAAGAAGCAGAAAUCCCUCGGUGUGCUGCUCUGGGUGGGUUCCCUCCCUCGUUUUUUGGGAGAACAGGGGUUAAGUGGAAGCAUCCGAGCUAAGCCCUGGCAGGAGGAGGCUGAAACCUCGCAGAGAACAAAGCUCCCAGAGUGGUGCUAAGCUGGUAAAACCUGUGGGAAUGUGGGAGCCUUCAGGGGGAGCAGGGUCCUGGUUCCCCGUGGAAAUCCUGGCCUCAGGUUAUUUUUGGAACAAUUGCUUGGCCAGGCUUCAAAAACGUCCUGGUUUUUUUGGAAGAGUCUGGAGCCUGUGAGCUGUCAGCACAGGCCAGGCUCUGCAGGGUGUCCAGGGCUGGGCUGGGGGGAUCAGGAGGAUCAGGAGGUGCUGCUGGAGCCCCAAUCUGAAAUCAGGAUGGCUGCUGCAUUGAUGGAGGCAGCAGAUUUUUAUUUUCUCCUUUCAGGGAAGCUUUUCCAGGGAGCUCCAAGUUCUUGGGUGCCUCCCAGGGUGGACGUGCAGGUCGUGCCUGGCAUCCCCCCCUCUCCCUGAGCCCCUUCCUUUGCUCCCCAGGGCUGUGCCACCCCUCUUUUAUCAAUUCCCGGCACAUAUGAAAGGGAUAGAGAGGGCAAGGAUUAAUUCUGGGCAAACACUAUAAAGGCACCUACAGUUAGAGCAGGGAAGCACUGGGUUCAUGGUAAUUAUCCUGGUUAAAUUAUAACCUAAUGAACAGGCCACCUCUGUCCUCGGGGCUGCCGCGUUCCCCUGAGCUCCUGGAGGUGUUUGUGUCCCAGCCCCGGUGACACCGAGGGGAUCCACGCGUGGCCAAGGCCUGGAGGUGCCUCCUCACCCCUGGCAGAGCUGGAUUUUGGCACAGCCCUGCCCUUCUCCCCGACCCUCCUGCUCUCCCCAGGUGCUGUGGAGCUGGAGAGACCCCGGGAGCCGAGUGCUGGCAGCUCCCCACGCAUCCCAGAGGCACCAUGAGCCCCAGCGUGGGCCCCCGGAGCUGCUGCCUGCUGCUGCUGCUGUGCCUCCUCCCCUGGGCGCGGGUCCGGGCGGGCAGGGACGGCCCCGCCGUGUCUGCGGCCUCGUUCCUGCAGGAUCUGCUGCAGCGCUACGGGGAGAGCCAGAGCCUGAGCCUCAGGCAGCUCAAGGCGCUGCUGAACCGCCUGGAUGUGGGAGUGGGGCACGCCAACGCCUCCCAAACGCCGCAGCAGCGCCUCAACCUGUCCAGGUGCUUCAGCUCUGUGGAGCUUUUUGCCAUCCACAACCUGAGCGAGGGCUCCCCUGUGGGGCACAGCGAGUUCCAGCAGUUCUGCCCCACCAUCCUGCAGCAGCUGGAGUCGGGGGCGUGCGCGGCCGAGAACCUGGAGAACGAGGAGAACGAGCAGACAGAGGAGAGCAGGCCCAGCUCAGCUGAAGUCUGGGGUUACGGUUUCCUCUGCGUCUCCGUCAUCUCCCUGUGCUCGCUGGUGGGAGCCAGCGUGGUGCCCUUCAUGAAGAAGACAUUUUACAAGCGGCUGCUCCUCUACUUCAUAGCUCUGGCGAUUGGAACUCUCUACUCCAACGCCCUCUUCCAGCUCAUUCCCGAGGCGUUCGGGUUCAACCCUCAGGAGGAUUAUUACGUCUCCAAAUCCGCUGUGGUGUUCGGGGGAUUCUACCUCUUCUUCUUCACUGAGAAAGUCCUGAAGAUGCUGCUGAAGCAGAAGGACCAGCACCACCACGGGCACAGCCACUACGGCCCCGAGGCCGUGCCCUCCAGGAAGGACCGGGAGGAGGGGGUGACAGAGAAGCUGCAGAACGGGGACCUGGACCACAUGAUCCCACACAUCCCCAGCGAGCUGGAGUGCAAACCCCCCUCUGGGGAUGACAAGGCUGUGGUGGGCUCCCUGUCUGUCCAGGACCUGCAGGCCUCCCAGAGCGCGUGCUACUGGCUGAAGGAGGUCAGGUACUCGGACAUUGGCACCCUGGCCUGGAUGAUCACCCUCAGUGACGGCCUCCACAACUUCAUCGACGGGCUGGCCAUCGGCGCGUCCUUCACCGUCUCCGUGUUCCAGGGCAUCAGCACCUCUGUGGCCAUUCUCUGCGAGGAGUUCCCCCACGAGCUGGGGGACUUUGUGAUCCUGCUGAAUGCUGGCAUGACCAUUCGCCAGGCUCUCUUCUUCAACUUCAUCUCUGCCUGCUGCUGCUACGUGGGCCUGGCCUUUGGCAUCGUGGCUGGCAGCCACUUCUCUGCCAACUGGAUCUUUGCUCUGGCUGGAGGGAUGUUCCUGUACAUAGCACUGGCUGACAUGUUCCCUGAGAUGAACGAGGUGAGCCGGGAGGACGAGCAGAACGGCAGCGCCCUGAUCACCUUCGCCAUCCAGAACGCGGGGCUGCUCACGGGCUUCACCAUCAUGGUGCUGCUCACCAUGUACUCAGGGCAGAUCCAGAUAGGGUAGGACCAGC